Molecule: messenger RNA, 2424 nt
Organism: Paramecium sonneborni
Lineage: Eukaryota; Ciliophora; Oligohymenophorea; Peniculida; Parameciidae
Source: the annotation of a GenBank genome assembly
AUGUAAUAUUAUUGUUAACUGCAUUCAUUACCAUACACAUAGGUAUGUUUGUAACAUGAUUGCACAAGAAAAGGUCCACUUUGUGAUAUGUGUACUGAUACUCAUGAUACACAUUUGAUAAAAAAUCUAGAUGCUUAUAUUAAUGAAUAAAUCAAAUACCUGAAUGCUGACUAUUAAGUUAAUAUUUUGUAGAAACUUGAAUAACUUAAAACAUUUUUUCAUAGCAAAAUAUCUUAAUUAUUAAUUGAUGUUAGUCAAAUAGAUGAGAAUAGAAAAAAAGAAUUGGUGAAGCAAUUAAAAUCAGAGAAAAUGAGUAUUUAAUAAUUUCAAUAAAAAUUGAUUGAAUUAAUUCAAAGAGAUUAAUUAAAGGAUGGAGAAUAUUUAGAAUCAUUUUAUGAAUAAAUUGUUGAUAUAGAAAAAUAAUUGAAAUAAUAAUUUUCACAAUUACCAAUUAAAUAAGCUUAACCUUAAUAAAUAACAUAAAUAAUAUCAUAGUCUUCAAACAUUCUAAAUUAAUAAUCUAAUUUAUCAAUUGGCAGAGAUCUAUCUCCAGAAUUAACUAAUAGAUCAAAUAAAUCAAAUAAAUCAAAUAGAUCAAAAGAACCUAUAUUUUAAUAAAAAUAGGCUAGUAUUUCUCCUAUAAGAAAGUAGCUCUUAUAAAGAGACUUAAUGCCUGUUGGUUCAUUUAAUAAUUCAAAAUUAAAAAAUUAUUUUACAGAACAAGAUUCUCAAUAAUCAGCUAGGAGUAAAUAGGAUACAUAAAAUUCUUUCAAAAUUACAAAACCUUUUGACAUAGAUAAAUCCUUUGAGAAAGGAUAAAAUCAGGAAAGUUAUUAAUCUAAAUAAAAAUCAUAGAAUUCUUCAUUUGAAAUAUAACGACCAGUAGUACCAUUUAAAGUUAAUAAUAUGUAAACUCAUUCUAUAGAUUUAUUGCCAAAGUCUCCAGAAUCAAAAACAUUUGAUAAAUCUCCAAAGACUUUAAAGUCUCCAUAAUAACAAAGUGUUUUUAAAUAUAUUUAAUAGGAAUAACCACAUUAAACUGGUUAUUUUGCAAGUCUAAAACCUUAAACAUAAAAUGAUAAUAAAAGUUUUUAAAAAGAUAAUAAUUCUAUUCUAUAAUAUUCUACUCAAAAAGAUGAGAAAAAAUAAAAUUAAAAUUUUAUUGUUCCCAAAACAACAACAAGUGAAAUACUUAAUUAAUACUAAAUUAAUUAUACUAAUGAAGAUAAUAACUAUUAAAAUCAAAAUUCAGUAUUAAAAGACUAUUAAUAAUCUUAUGAUGAACAUUACUCUAUUUCAAAUCAACUUCUAUUUGAACCUACAGAAUAAAAUAAUAUUUAAUAAUAAAUUAGUAUUAAAUAAUCUGUUUCAUCAUAGUCUAAUUAUUAACCACAAUAAUUUAAUGAUAAUAAAUCUUAAUUAGAUUUAUCAUACAUUAGUUCAAAGUAAAUAAAAUUAACACUUUAGGUCUACAGGCCCACCUUAAGUAAAACUUAAUCUUAAUUUACAGAAUCCUUUAUCAAUAGAAAAUGAAUAAACAUUAAAAGCACAUGAUAAAAGUGUUAAAGAUCUUAAAUUAAUGGAUGAGGAUAAAAUUAUAUCCUGUUCAAAAGAUGGUUCAAUUAAAAUAUGGGAUAAGUAAUAUAUUGAAUUUUAUAAUUUAGGAGAUCGAGAUAAUUGAAAAUGACUCUUAAAGAACAUUCAGAUUAAGUAUUAUGUAUUGCAUUUUCAAAAAAAAGAAUUUUAGCUAGUGGUUCUGUUGAUAAAACUGUUCGAAUUUGGAAACCCUGUCCUUUUUGGAAAUAAGUACAUAUUUGUGAAGGACAUGCAGAUAGAAUUAGAUCAUUAGAAUUUGUUGGUAAUUAUUUAGCAUCUGGCUCAGAUGAUACGUAUGUUAAAUUAUGGAAUUAUGAUGGAUAAUUAUAACAUUCUUUUAAAACAAAUGCUAGAGUAAGUGCUUUGGCAGCUGAACGAAAUAAUCUCGUUAUUGCUACCGGAAAAAAUCUCAUUCUAUAUGAUACUUAGACUAAUAAUAAAAUAUUAGAAGUGAGUGGUCAUAAAAAUUUAAUAUUAUGUCUAGCUUUGUCUAGCAACAAUUCUUAAAAUAAUGGAAUUUUGAUUAGUGGGUCAAAAGAUAAUUGUAUAAAAAUAUGGUAGUAUCCUAAAUUUUAAGAGUUGAGGAGUCUUGAAGAAGAUUAUUCUGUUCAUUCUAUUAGUUUUGAUCCUGAUUCUCAAUAUCUCUUUGCUGGACUUAUGGGAUUUGAACAAGAAGGAAAAAUAACAAUUUGGAAAUUAGAUACAUAACCAUAAAAAGUUUAAGAGGUUACUAUUAAUCCUUAUGGGUGCAAUAAAGUUCUUUCGGAUGGCAAAUAUUUAUAUAGUGCACAUGAAAAUAAAAGAAUUGAAUUCUAUACUAUUAAUUGA